CGUCUGCUCACCUGCGGCGUUUUGAGCCAUUCGGACCUGUCAAAAUUAGCACCGGCGAUUAAAAAAAAGAAACGUGUCUUCUUUUUCAUAGUUAUGACAGAGUGGACCUACGUCGUUGACGCCACUUUCUCCAUGUCCCCUUUCUUCUUUAUCUAGCGGAAGGUGCACUCUACAAUUAUGGAGUUUUAAACAACAAAGUGAGAGCUUUGGGGGGGAAGGGACCCUUUCCCCUCAAGUUUGGUGGUUGGACUGCUGGACAAGAAGGUCAGAGGGUUGUAUAAUUUGUUGCCUUUAUGUAAAUAAAUAGAUGAAAAACCUAUUUUUGCAAACAUUUAAAUAUACAUUUUGUACAAAGCAGAAUAAGUUUUGUAUUUAUUGAAUACCUGAUGCCUGUGUAUGCUGAUAGCACUUUAGUCUGUGUAAAAUCUUUGGCCGAGAUGGUGGACUGAAACAAACCACACAAAGGCUGUGGGGUCGCUAGGGUGCGGUGGAACCUCAACACAAGCACAAUUCUAGCGCUCCAAAUCAUUUCUACCUUUGUUUAUACUUCUUUUUUAGUUUUUUGUUGUUGUUUUUUUUUUUUUUACCUUGGGAGCAAACUCCCGUUUUUUGAUUUGACAUUUUUUGUGACAGUGUUUUAACUUUUGGCACCACGCUUCAUAACAUUCUUGAGUUUGUCUCAAAUUGUGGGUGGUGGUCUGUCAGAAGGACUUUGCAAACAGAAAGGGAGAAGGAUUCACUGUGGAGAUUUGGUGCAGGUCAGGAUGAGCCUGGCACCGCCAGACUGCACCCCGAAAUGCCGGUCACAGCAGCAUGCAGACCAGGUUAUAGCGGCGCUGACGCGCGGCUCCGAGGGGCAGCUCCACGCGUUCCUUACGUCGCACUGUCACAACGCCGCCACCCUGCGGGAUGCCUUCGGCCGCACAGCCCUGCACAUGGCAGCCUCCCUCGGGAAGAAGGCCCUGAUGGAGUGGCUGCUGGAGAGUAAGAACGCCGACCUGAUGGGGAAGGACAAGGAGUCCGGCUGGACGGCGCUGCACCGCAGCACCUUCUACGGGCAGAUCCACUGCCUCAUAUCACUGGUCAAGCAUGGUGGGCUUCUCAACACUCAGGACAAGGAGGGUCUCUCCGUCCUGGACCUCACGAUGAAGGACAGACCAGCACAUGUUGUGUUCAGAAACACAGACCCAACUGAAGUAUACACAUGGGGAAACAACGCUAAUUUCAGUCUCGGCCAUGGCAAUCAAGAGAGCCGUCAUCAUCCUGAGCUGGUGGAUGUGUUUGCCAGGACUGGAGUUUACAUCAAGCAGGUGGUCCUGUGUAAGUUCCACUCGGUGUUUCUGUCUCAGAAAGGCCAGGUGUUCACCUGCGGGCACGGACAGGGGGGAAGGCUGGGCCACGGCGACGAGCAGACGUAUCUGAUUCCUCGAAUGGUGGAGGGCCUCAUGUCCCACCACUGUUCCCAGGUGGCAGCAGCCAGAGACCACACAGUGGUCCUGACGGAGGAAGGCUACGUUUAUACUUUUGGCCUCAACACCUUCCACCAGCUUGGCCUGGCUCCUCCUCCGGCCUCAGCACAUGUGCCCAAACAGGUGUUCUCCAAGACCCUGAAAGGCCGUAUGGUGAUUGGAGUUGCAGCGGGGAGGUUUCACACAGUGCUGUACACCAGGGAGGCGGUCUACACAAUGGGACUCAAUGGAGGCCAGCUGGGUUACUUGCUGGACCCUAACGGGGAAAAGUGUGUGACGGCACCUCGCCAGGUGUCUGCCCUGCACCACAAGGAUGUCACCAUAGCCAUGGCCGCCGCCAGCGACGGAGCAACGGUAGUAGUGACGGAGAAGGGCGACGUUUAUCUGUUGGCUGACUAUCAGUGCAAGAAAAUGGCCUCAAGGCAGCUUAACAUCAAGAAGGUCCUGGUCAGCGGAGGUGGUCUGGACCACCGCGUGGACCCACAGGUUUUGAUUGAGGGUGAAGGAGAAAAGGUCACUAUUUUGGCUCUGGACGAGGCUGGAAGGGUGUUUUGCUGGCGUUCCUCUGGCAGCUCAGUGAGACAGUGCCGGUGGGCGUACGGGCGUCAGGUUUUCAUGUCGGACUUCGCUCUCAGCAAGAACAGCAUGAUGUUUGUUACUCAGGAUGGGGAGGGCUUCAGUGGCGUGUGGGCAGGAGAAUAUAAGAAAUACGAGGAAAAGAAAGAGGUCAGUGUGGAGGUUUGCGGCCACUCGGACGCAGGCACGAUGUACGAACGAAUCCGCCUGGAGAAACUCCCGUACGUCCACAGAGCCGUCAGCAUCACCAUGGACUCCAAAGGACUCAACUUCGGAGUGCUGCAGGCCGACCCCAGAACCAGCUUGUUCGAGAUUCCCAUCAUUUCUCCGUCCUCCUUUUCCCAACACUUCCGGAGCCUCCUGGACGAGGCGGACGAAACGGACAGCAUCCACGACGUGACCCUGCAGGCCGGCGACCGCACCUUCCCGGCUCACAAGUACAUCUUGUCCAUGCGGUCCGAGUUCUUCCGCAAGCGGUUCAUGUCCGAGCACUGCGGCGUCGACGAGGAGCUGGACAAGGAGGUGAAGACCAGCGAGGACGCCGUGGGCUGCGACCUGCUCGUUUUCGAGAAGAUCCCAGCAGACAUGCUGGAGUAUGUCCUGCACUUCAUCUACACCGACUCCUGUGAGCUGCUGGUGAACGGAGCCCGGCCAAGGCUGUCAGGAGUCCUGACGGUUACAAACCAGGAUUCAGAUCAGGAUAGGCUUAUCAGCAGCCUGCAGGACUUGGGUCUGAGAGGCCGUUCAGCCCUGGAGGUGUACCGUUCCCUCAGCCCUGCCACCAACGUCGACAGCGACAAGGCCAAGAGCAAGAGCUCCAAGCCCGGCAAAAAGCAGAAAGGAGGCAAAGGCGACAAGGCGAGGGCCAACGAGGGCGGGGCCAACCCGGUGAAAGCCUUGCAGGCCGUAGCGAAAAGGCUUGGCCUCAGCAGCCUGUCGGCACGAUUGGACGGCGUCAAAUUUGAAAAUGGGAAAAUUAACAUUGUAAACAAGAAAACUGGCAGCAAACCCAAAUUCUACCAGAAGAAAUGCUCCUAUCUUUGCGAUGUGACUCUUAAAUCUGAAGAUGGGAAGGAGUUUCCUUGUCACAAAAGUGUCCUGUGUGCAAGAUUGGAAUACUUCAACAGCAUGCUUGGAAGCCCUUGGAUUGAGGCCACAUCCUGUUCUGCCCUGGAGAUGCCCACCAGCUCAGAAAUAUUACAAGUCAUUCUUGAAUACAUUUACACAGAUGAGUCUCCCACCAUUAAAGAGUCCCUGAAUUUGGAGUUCCUCUGCAACGUGCUGGUCGUGGCCGACCAGCUCCUGAUCACACGGCUGAAGGAGAUGUGCGAGGUCGUCAUCACCGAGAACUUGACUCUGAAGAACGCCGCUGAGCUGCUGGAGUUCGCCACCAUGUACAACGCUGAGCAGCUCAAACUGUCCUGCUUCCAGUUCAUUGUGCUCAACAUGGCCGCCCUGCUGGAGUCAAAAGCUCUGGAUAUUCUGAGUGAUGAGGUGCUCGUCGAGCUUUCCGCAGCCUAUAGGAGGGCGAUUCCAGCGAUGCAGAAGCGCAUUAUCACCCCGUAUCCCGGAGCACCGGACCUCAGCAUGUACGAGGAUGAAGAUCUGGACUUUACCUUCAGCCCUAAACCAGAAGCUGAGCUGGAUCACUCUUGCAGGGAAAUCCUGUUGAAGAAGGCAAAGAUGAAGGCCAAAAAGAAACCAAGGAGACGCUCUGACAGCUCAGGAGGCUACACUCUCUCUGAUAUUAUUCAAAGCCCUCCUGCUGCAGUGGUUUCCCCGUGCCUGGUGAAGUCUGGCAAGGCGAACUCGACAGACUCCCUGCAGGAGCUCCUCACAUCAGACUCGGAAGGCAGCUACAUGGGGGUGGGAAGUCCCAGAGACGUGCAGUCGCCCGUCUUCACCGACAGAACUGAGGAUGAGAAGGCUUUCAGUCAGAGGCUGAAGACUCCGCCAAGCACCCCAACUUCUCUGAGGAACGGCCUCCCGACUCCCCCCGACUCUGCUCCACAGACCGUCUCCAAGGUCCUACCUUGUCCUGCUCGUGCACCUCCAGUCUUGGACCUGAGAACCAUCAUGGACAUGGAAGCCAACUCUGUGCAGACGCUUGGAGCGACUCCUAAAAGCCCCGGAGGUAUCAGUACGGGUAUCAAGCACUCCCCCGUCUCCACCAAACUUUCCCAGAAGCAGAGGAAGAUGCUGGCCAUGGCCAGCAAAGAGGCCAGCGUGGAGUCCUCAGCCUCCAGACCCACCUCCACCCCCACCCCCACCGUCACCCCAUCCAGAAGCAGUGGGAAGGCCUGGGCCACGGCCGUCCAGUCCCCGCCCUCCUCCUGUUCGUUUCGUGCGCUGCUGGAGGAGGAGGAGAGCCGCCUGCUCAGAGCGGGACAGCCCGGAGCACCGAGGGGCCAGACCGCUGCCGGGUCCCCCGUCGCUGCCACACCCCCGGCCAGGAAGGUCACCUUCAAAUGUGCUGAAAGCAGCGAGCCAGAGAAGCCUGCUGGGCCCUGGUUGCUGGGUGCGGUGGGCAGCCCUCCCCCGUCCUCCCUGGUGACCUUUGCUUCCAUCGUGGAGGAGGAGAAGCAGCAGGAAGCCGCGCUGAUCCGCAGCCGAGAGAAGCCGCUGGCGCUCAUCCAGAUCGAGGAGCGGGCCAUCCAGGACCUGCUGCUCCACUACCGGGCGCGGGACAACCCGGACGAGCUGAUCGUGGUGGAACGGUCUUGCAGGGGUCCCAUCGCGGCCCCCACCUGGAACAAACACUGAAGUCUGAACGGCACAGCCGCUGCAUACCAUCAAAGUGAGAACAUCUCAUCCAGUUGUCACUUUGUGUUAUUGUCAGUGUCUCUGCUGCAGCAGCCCCCCUCCUCCCCCUCCUCCCCCCCGGCAGACCCAUCAGAUCCAUCUGCCCAUGCUGAGAUGCACCACAGACUCAUCCAGCCCAGUUUACCAUGUGUCUGAAGCAACGCCAUGCUUCUCUCUGCAGUGUUAUUUUAGUUUUACUCCAUUGCUGCUCGGCGUGUGUGUGCGUGUUAGAAGACGAAUCCUGUUCUGCUCCUCGGGGUCGCUGCUUUUUCAUAUUAAUCUUCACUUUGAAAGACUCGCAUCUUUGUUUUGCGGAGUGACAUCAAAACUUAAACACGUUUCCUCCAGUAAACGUUCGAUACAAAGUGAAAGAUGCCAAAGAAAAUCAGGAAUAAUGUGAAAGUUGCUGCGGAUGUGUGGAAGAGAGUGCCAUUUAUGCGCUACGGCAGAGCAUCAGCUGCUGCGUGGACGGCCAGUGACCUGUUAACCAAGGCGCCACGCUUUAGUUUCUUUUCAUUCUCUUAAAAAAAAAAAAAAAAAAAAAAAGAAAACAAAAAACUGCAUUGUUUUAUGGGUUGCUUUAGGUAAUUUCCUGAAAUGAAAAAAAUGUGUUUAAAACACAUUUCAUGCUUAUUUGUCACAGUUCAAAUACACUUUUGAUCCUGUUUCAGUGAACGCUAAAUACUCAAUGGAAGUGGAAAUGAUUGUUUUAGACAUGGUGGUGUGCCUUCAUUGAAGAAUGAUCCAUGCAUAUAGCAGCUAAACAGACACGUCUCUGUGUCACCUUCCAUUUCUGUCACUUGUUUAGUUCUCCGGCUCUUUCCCUGGAGGCAGAGCGAGCUCGGUGUGUAGGUACCUCAGAUCUGGACCAUGUGUUCUCAUGCUCAGUUGCCAUUGUUGUAUAUGUGAAGAGAAAAUGGCAUGCAAUAAUAAAAUACCCCACCCUGUGCGAU
Salarias fasciatus (jewelled blenny) is the source of this 5800-nucleotide messenger RNA. RefSeq names its product inhibitor of Bruton agammaglobulinemia tyrosine kinase (gene ibtk). The record is from RefSeq and is a predicted model, not a curated record. Lineage: Eukaryota; Metazoa; Chordata; Actinopteri; Blenniiformes; Blenniidae. Bases 765 to 4808 code for a protein of 1347 amino acids. The transcript has 29 exons. Gene Ontology annotation, molecular function: protein tyrosine kinase inhibitor activity; protein kinase binding. Gene Ontology annotation, biological process: negative regulation of protein phosphorylation. Gene Ontology annotation, cellular component: cytoplasm; nucleoplasm.